This is a messenger RNA of Fibroporia radiculosa, 525 nucleotides long. RefSeq lists its product as uncharacterized. The transcript has a single exon. Lineage: Eukaryota; Fungi; Basidiomycota; Agaricomycetes; Polyporales; Fibroporiaceae. Bases 1 to 525 code for a protein of 174 amino acids. The record is from RefSeq and is a predicted model, not a curated record.
AUGGAAAGAUUACCAGAAUGGAAACCCUGGGACCAUGCAAUCAAUUUAGAAGCCAACUUCAAACCUCAACAAGAAAAGGUUUACCUGUUAUCACCAGCAAAACUCAAAGAGUUAGAUGCCUUCAUUGAGGAAAACUUGCAGAAAGGUUAUAUCCGUCCAUCAAAGUCUCCUAUGGCAUCUCCAUUCUUCUUUGUCAACAAGAAAUCAGGAGAUCUACAACCAUGCCAGGACUACAGGAAACUCAAUGACACCACCAUUAAGAAUGCCUACCCCAUUUCAAGAGUAGAAGAUCUAUUGGAUUGUAUUGCCUCUGCCAAGCCAAUAAUAUUCACCAAACUUGAUUUACAUGCAGGAUACAAUAAUGUGCACAUCAAAGAAGGGGAUGAAUGGAAGGGAGCAUUCAUUACUCCACAAGGCUUAUUCAAACCAACAGUCAUGUUCUUCAGAAUGACAAACUCUCUGGCAACUUUCCAAGCUAUGAUAGAUGGUAUUUUUGCCGAUCUAUUACUAGAAGGAUGGUGUUAA